UCAGUUAAAUAACAAAAGACAAACAUUUUUGGGAUUUGAUUGAUUUCUUGUUGUUGUUUUUUUUUAAGAGAAACAGCUGAGGGCUACGAGAGAAUAAGAAAAAAAAUUAGGCAGUAAUCUAAACGACCGAACAAACAAACAAAUAAACAAACAAACAUGAAACAACAAACACCACACAAGCAACAUUCCAACAUUUCUACAACUCAGGAUAAUACUAUUUCAUCUAAUAUCAAUAGAUAUACUUAUUCAAUUAACAAUAAAGGACAAGAGAAGAAAAUUAUUGCAUGUCGACAUAAAUCAUCAAAUAUAAAUAAUCAACUAAGAACGAAUGAAAAAUCUGAUCACAAAUUAUUGACCAAUCAAAAAAUGACUGGAAUAGAAAAUGUUAUUCAUGUUGCAUCUGAUUCACAUCCAUGUCAACAAAAAUCGCCAUCGCCAUUAUUAUCAUCUCCUCUCCUUAUUCAAAAUAAUAAUAAUAAUAAUAAUAAUUCAAAUCGUUAUCAUUUAAUGAAUUCAAAACAACGUAUGAAACAUAAGGAUUUAUCUCGUUCGUUUAAAUCACCUGUAUCUAAUGAACAUGAAUGUAAGUUAAAACAAUAUGGAUUAAGUACGGAUAAUAGUCAUCGUGAAAUAAUUCCAGGAAAUCAUACAAUAUCACUAGCACCGACUACUACUACUACUUGUAGUAGUAGUAGUAGUAGUAACAUAAUGACAACAAUUAAUACAACUAGUUCAGAAAUUCAUGAACCUACAUUUUAUAAUCAAUCUGAAAAUAUUGAAAAUAUGUAUGCAUUUGGACGAGUUAUUGUUGAAAUUACAAAAGAGGAAAAAUCCAAUUUAGGAUUAACUGUUUCAGAUAGUUCUAAUCAAGGUGAAGCUCCAGUUAUUUUAAAUAUUCGUCCUGGAAGUGUUGCAGAUCGAAAUGAUUGUUUCCUGCCGUAUGAUCAUAUUUUAUCGAUGAAUUUUAUGAAUGUAUCGAAUGAAAAUUCCACUUCAAGUAAACAUUUGGGCUCAAAAAUUCAAAUGGAAAUCGGAUAUGAAUUGCCAUCAUUACCUCCAGUUGGUUGUACUGUGAAACAUAUGGUUGUUAAUUUGAAAAUUGGAUCUGACGGCGUUGGUUUAGUAAUUCGUGGUGGAUGGAAUAAAUCAGCCUUACUCAUUCGACCAUUGACUGUUAUGCAUAUACGUCAAAAUAGUGCUGCUGAUUGUGAUGGACGAAUUAAACCCGGAGAUCGUAUACUCACAAUUAAUAGUAUACACACAGGCCAGUUAACAUGUGAAGAAGCAAUGAAAUUAAUACAAUCUAUUAGAAAUUAUUUAACAUUAACUAUAGAAUAUAAUGUAGCCAAUUUCGAAGAAGAUCGUCAUAUGUCUGGCGCAGUUGUAGUUGAAAUUGAAAAACCUGCGAAUGAAGAUUUAGGAAUUAGUCUGGCACCAUGUCAUGAAGUGAAAACUGGUCAAAAUGCAUUUUUCAUUGAUAAUAUCAGACAAGGAAGUAUAGCAGAUAGAUGCGGAGCGCUAUUUCAAGGUGAUCGAGUUGAAUCAAUUGAUAAUAUAUGCGUAGAAAAUAUGAAACUUCAAGAAGCAAUGUAUCGAUUAAAAAAUAAUGGUUUAAAUGUGAUACGUUUACAAAUUGUUCCGAAUGCUAUCAUGAAUUCCGAUAAAUCAGUACAAAAUAAUUCAGAAUGCUUAAAAUCCAUGAGAUCUUUAAGAUCAACAACUCCACUGAGUAGUAGUACACCAACAGCAGCUUGUCGAUGUGAAGAAGUUGAAGUACUGCUUGAACCAUAUGAAUACAUCGGCUAUGGAUUUACAUUGAUAGCUCCAAUAACAAAUCAAUUCUCUUUGGAAUUGACCAGUUUUCCUUUGAUCGAUCAAGUGGAUCUACGUGGACCAGCAUUUAAAUCUGGUGUUAUUCAAGAAGGUGAUAGGGUAAUCUGCAUUAAUGGUCAAUCUACAUUGAACAGAACUAUUGAUGAACUGAUUCAGAGGUACUUAGAACCAGCUGAUAUUGACAAGAAAUAUUUUCGUGUUCAAUCAUUAACACUUUUGAUACAGUACACUGUAGCAGAUUCAGUGGUUCCUGCAACAGGUAUUUUUGAUGUAAAAUUGAUAAGAAGAUCAGUCAGCUUGGGUAUUAAUCUUCAAGCAUCAAUCAAUAAAACAGCUGGACAGCCUUUGUUAAUUAGUAAAGUUAUUCCAGGUAGUGUUGCAAGUCGUAGUGGUUCUAUCAGUCCAGGUGAUAUCUUGUUAGCUGUCAAUGGUAUUCAUCUUUCAUCAUGUAGUCUUUCUGAGGCAAUACAACUUUUACAAUCACCAGACGAUGAUAUAAUCAUAUUGAGAAUACAAAAAAUGGAUGCUUAUUCGUCAAAACCAGGAUUAGAAAUGAAGCAUGGCUCUGAUAAUUCUGUUUUAAAUGAUCAUUGUUACGAUAGACAACCUCACCAAAAACAACAACAACAACAACAACAUCAACGUAAGCAGUUGUAUCGAAAAAGUUUUGACGAGAAUUUAAUUCAUAAGUGUUUAAAACCGGAAACACAAUUUAGAACGCCACAAAAUGAAGAUGCUUACAGUAGAGAGAAUUCCACUGAGGAUACAAAGAAAUUAUCAGAUCAUAAUACCUCAUCUACUUCAUCAUAUUCUCAUGGUCAAUCAUCUCGCAAAUCAUUUCGCCAUCAGCAACAACAACAACAACAAUAUUCUACAGUAGUACAACAGUAUCCAAUUGAAAAAUUAUUUCCCAGUGAUUUGGGCGAAUCUGAUAAGUUGUGUAGAUAUCCUGCUGGUACCAGUAAUAGUCCAACAGUAAAAGAUCAUACACAUCGAUUGCAUCCAUUUCAAAAUGUUAAAGGUCAAAAACCUAAUCAAGAUGAAUCAGAUCGAAAUCAAUUCGAUAAUCUGCCUAGUCAAUGCAUGAGUUCUAAAUUAGAUUAUACACUAGAACCUGAAAUAAAUGUUGUUCAAGUGAUAUUACGACGUAAAUCAUCGAAUUGUCCAUGGGGUAUCACGAUUUGCGGAACAGACGAUGCACCAGACAUACCUGUAUUGAUCGAUUCAUUAAAUCCUGGAGAUCCUGGUGCUGAAUGUGGUCUCAUUUAUCCUGGUGAUCGAAUUAUCGCUAUCAACGGUAUCACUUUGCAUAAUGGUCAUACAUUAACACAAGCAAUGCGUAUGCUACAACAUUUCCCGGAUAAAGUUAUUUUACAUAUUGCACGUAAAUCAAAUUUAUUGCCUACAACUUCUGUUACUACUACUACUAGUAGUUGUUGUAGUACUACUGUUACAUCCGGUAAUAUUGGUCCGAUGCUUAGUGAACAAUUAAUUGCUAAAACCAAUAAUAAUAAUACAAUAAUUAGUGGACAGAAACAACAAACGAAUCAUUUUCCUUUAUCUAGAAGAUGUACACUUGAAAAGGUUGUAGCUACAAGUAAUUUCAGUAGAUCAUUCGAUUCAAUAUCAAACAGUCUCAGUUCAAAUUCUGUAUCAAAUACUAAUGUUGGCGAUGGACAACAUUCAACUGGACGUACACUACAGAAUAAUAGUAAUAAUAAUACAAAUAAUAUACGACUACAUAAUCAUUGUGAUGAUCAAAAACUACCUGUACAAAAGUCCACUACCUUACAUGAUCCUAAUCAAUUUGCUCAAGUUAUGGAUAUAUCAUGGCCAAUUUCAAAUAGUUAUCCAGAUAGAAGUAUUGGUAAUGUAUCUAACAUAGUGAGUCGUUCAGUUCCGAAAUCUCCCACAACUGCUUUGAGUUCAGGACCUGGAAUUGUAUCGCCUAAAAAUGUACCUGGAGAGAAUUUAAAUUUAAAAAUACCACCCAAAACAUCUUGUCCUCAACCAGUAAAAUCUCGCCAUCGUUGUUCAUCAUCUUCGUCCAAACGUCGAACACAUUUACAAUCUACUGAUGAGCGUCAAAUUACUGAAGUAGAAAAACCAAAGUAUUCAAAAUUAUUUGUACAACAAUACUCAGAUACUACAACAAGUGAGUUGAAUGAUGAUGAGAAUAUUCAGGAACAACAAAUUGAUUCUAAUCAUCCACUUCCACAUCAACAUCGCCGACGUUCAUCGAAUUAUUUACAUCAACCAUAUACACAUUCAAAUAAAGAUUAUCUACAGAUGGACUUGAAUUUUAUUCAAUGUUCAGGUUGUCGUAAAGCAGUUGAAAAAGAAAUUAAAUAUUAUUUAUCUAAACAACAAAAAUCAUUUGAUGUUACACGACGAGCUUCAUCAUCAAAUAGAAAAGAUGCAACAAGAUCCACUUCUGAAGCAUUUCUCGCAUCAAAUUACUUUGAACCAGAAUUCGAUAGCAUGCAACUUCAUCGACAAUAUCCACAAAAUUUAUUAUCAGAGAAUAGUAAACGACCUGUUUGGUACUUGAGCAAAGAUGAAAAUUCAUUAACUUCUGAUACAUUCUAUGAACCAUCUACUUCUCACUAUGAACAACAACGAAAUUCCAGAUACAUGAAAGAGAAUCCACAAGUUUGUGAAAAUAAAAUGACUACUUCACAUCUGCUCACUGAUCAUCACUCAAAAUCUGAUAGUCGUUUAGAUUUAAUUCGAUCUAUCGAUCUAAGUGAGGAUAGCUCCGAUGUUGACAAAAGAAACAGCUUAAGCGUAACUGAACCAAUAACUAAGUCAAGUGGAUCUUCUCACAUGCAUAAAUCUCAAAAGACCUGCAAUUAUCGGUCGUCUACUACAAAUCCAACUGAACAUAAAACUAUCACACGAAUUAAAUCAAACACUUUAGGAUCACCUAUGAAUAUUAAAACAAUAAAUUCACAUUUAUAUGAUAAUAUUGAAAGAUCACAACAUAUCAAAAAGACUCGAUCUAAAAAAAACCCAUCAACUUUCAAAAAUAUUAAACAAGAACAACAAUUUACUGAAUUAAACACUUGGUGUACAUGGAUUCGAUUGAAAAAAGCAUCAACUACAGAUUCUUAUGGAAUCGGUGUAUCUGAAGGUAUAUCUACUAUGGGCAUAUUUGUUAGUGCAAUUCGUCCGAAUUCACCAGCUGAUUUAUCUGGUAAACUUUUUCUAUACGAUCGUAUUUUAAUGGUGAAUGAUACACCAGUAGAUAGUUUAACUUGUAGCGAAGUGAUAAAUCUUAUUAGUCGUUCAGAAAAACGACUGGAUUUACUAGUACAACGUCGUAUCAUAAAGCAUACACAACGAAGUAAACAUUCACAUCAAAAUGAUACAAUUGAUCUAUCGAAUAAAUCUUUGUUUACUGGAAUGUCAGCGGGAGUCAAAUCAAGUGGUACAUGCACAUCUACAAUGGACAAUGAACAUAUUAACAUUACAGCUCUUUAAAAAAAAAUAGUCAAAUACAUCAUUCCUCUUUUUUAUAUAUAUAUAUAUAUAUAUUUGAAAAUCUUUCUAAUUCACUUUACUUUUCGAACAUGUAUGAAAUAAGUAAGCUUGUAGAACGUUUAACCCGAUGUAAUUGUAUUUUACUGUCAUAAUUGUAUGUAUAUAUAUAUAUAUA
Molecule: messenger RNA, 5491 nt
Organism: Schistosoma turkestanicum
Lineage: Eukaryota; Metazoa; Platyhelminthes; Trematoda; Strigeidida; Schistosomatidae
Source: the annotation of a GenBank genome assembly